AUGUCUGAUGGAGACUAUGAUUAUCUCAUCAAGUUUUUAGCCUUGGGUGACUCUGGAGUUGGGAAGACCAGCUUGCUUUACCAGUACACAGAUGGCAAAUUUAACUCCAAAUUUAUCACAACAGUGGGCAUUGAUUUCAGGGAAAAGAGAGUGGUGUACAGAGCCAAUGGGCCAGAUGGAGCAGCUGGCAGAGGCCAGAGAAUCCAUCUGCAGUUAUGGGACACAGCAGGGCAAGAGAGAUUUCGUAGCCUGACGACGGCAUUCUUCAGAGAUGCUAUGGGUUUUCUUCUCCUUUUUGAUCUGACCAAUGAGCAAAGUUUUCUUAAUGUCCGAAACUGGAUAAGCCAACUCCAAAUGCAUGCAUAUUGUGAAAACCCAGAUAUAGUGCUCUGUGGUAAUAAAAGUGACCUGGAAGACCAAAGAGUAAUAAAGGAAGAGGAAGCCAGGGAACUUGCUGAAAAAUAUGGAAUCCCAUACUUUGAAACCAGUGCUGCCAAUGGCACCAACAUAAGCAAGGCAAUUGAAACGCUCCUGGAUCUGAUUAUGAAACGAAUGGAACGAUGUGUGGACAAGUCUUGGAUUCCAGAGGGAGUAGUGAGAUCUAAUGGCCACAACUCUCCUGAGCAUUUAAAUGAAAACAAAGAAAAGGGUGGAUGUGGCUGCUAAAAGGUCAAGUGAACUGCACAGA
Molecule: messenger RNA, 688 nt
Organism: Gracilinanus agilis (Agile Gracile Mouse Opossum)
Lineage: Eukaryota; Metazoa; Chordata; Mammalia; Didelphimorphia; Didelphidae
Gene: RAB27A
Product: RAB27A, member RAS oncogene family
Exons: 5
Coding region: 1-666 (221 amino acids)
Biological process (GO): melanosome transport; positive regulation of exocytosis
Cellular component (GO): melanosome; secretory granule
Molecular function (GO): GTP binding; GTPase activity
Source: RefSeq, a predicted model, not a curated record